This is a messenger RNA of Zonotrichia leucophrys gambelii, 1818 nucleotides long. It is a transcript of the gene DERL2, whose product is annotated as derlin 2. Gene Ontology annotation, biological process: endoplasmic reticulum unfolded protein response. Gene Ontology annotation, cellular component: endoplasmic reticulum membrane; Hrd1p ubiquitin ligase ERAD-L complex. The transcript is spliced from 7 exons. Gene Ontology annotation, molecular function: ubiquitin-specific protease binding; misfolded protein binding. The coding region runs from base 25 to 744 and encodes 239 amino acids. NCBI's taxonomy places the organism in Eukaryota, Metazoa, Chordata, Aves, Passeriformes, Passerellidae. The record is from RefSeq and is a predicted model, not a curated record.
CCGGGGCGGGGCGGGGCUGCCAAGAUGGCGUACCAGACGUUCCGGCAGGAGUACCUGCAGGUGCCGCCCGUGACCCGGGCCUACACCACCGCCUGCGUCCUCACCACCGCCGCCGUGCAAUUAGAACUUAUCACGCCCUUCCAGCUGUAUUUCAACCCUGAGUUAAUAUUUAAGCACUUUCAAAUAUGGAGGUUAAUCACAAACUACUUGUUCUUUGGACCAGUUGGCUUUAAUUUUUUAUUUAACAUGAUCUUUUUAUACCGCUACUGCCGCAUGCUCGAGGAAGGCUCUUUCCGGGGUCGCACGGCAGAUUUUGUAUUUAUGUUCCUUUUUGGAGGACUUUUAAUGACUCUUUUUGGGCUGUUUGUGAACCUGGUGUUCCUGGGGCAGGCGUUCACCAUCAUGCUGGUGUACGUGUGGAGCCGCAGGAACCCCUACGUCCGCAUGAACUUCUUUGGGCUCCUCAUCUUCCAAGCCCCUUUCCUGCCCUGGGUACUGAUGGGCUUUUCUCUGCUCUUGGGGAACUCCAUCAUUGUGGAUCUCCUGGGUAUUGCUGUUGGGCAUAUAUAUUUUUUCUUAGAGGAUGUCUUUCCCAAUCAGCCUGGUGGUGGGAGGCUCCUGAGAACGCCGUCUGUCCUGAAAGCAAUAUUUGACACCCCAGAGGAUGACCCCAACUACAACCCCUUGCCCGAGGAGCGGCCGGGGGGCUUUGCCUGGGGAGAGGGGCAGCGCCUCGGGGGUUAACCAGGGCCGUGGGGGCUCCUCCCCAGCACACAGAGGACUCUGACAGCCCUAUGGUUUGGAACACAAGCACUUUAUGAAAUGCAGUCUCACCUGAGGCACUCCCAGCACCCUUCCCAAUCAGGGAAUUCAUUGUGCUGGACAUCAUCUGAAUCCAGUGGAGCCAAAAAUGUAAAACUGGAAACUGUUUCCUGUUAACUUCAGUUAACAAGGCCACACAAGUACUUGUUUAAAGUGAUUUCUAAAGCAUUUUUUCAAGUUAUUUGAUACAUGAAACUCUAUGGGAAACUUUAUAGAGGACAAACCCAACUUUUUGGGAUUUAAUUCAUUUUUUUAUUCUUGGAUAAAACAACUGCAAGAUGAUUGAAAGGCUAAGUCACUAUUUCAAUGGCAAAAGGUUGUUUAAUCUGAGGUGCUGCUGUCUCCAGUCAUCUUUGAACUGCAGGGAACACAACAUGCAACUUUUCACUCUGCCAGUUGGAUUUUUGGGAUGUUCUGCAGGCUGAGGCUACAUUUUGGUGGUUUUUUCCCCCAAAGACUGUGUGUUCAGGUGCCCACAGUGGUGGUUAAACAGCUGUGCCUGCAAAAUCCAUCCCCAUGUGCCCUCUACUGAUACUGGAUGACCUGCAGCUCUAGAGAAGGAAAUUUGUCUGGACUCAAAAAAUGAUGAUGAGUUGAAUAAAAUGUCUUGUGGAUCCUUUUUGUUUAAUCCUCUAUAUCAUCCUCUAGUGUUGAGGCAGCAGGGGCUGGAAAAAGCAAAUCCUUGAAGAGACAGAGAUACCUGCAGCUUUUCCCACAAGUGUCUUAGAAGUGCAGGACACAGCGUUGUCUGCUCAGGUUGUGAAAUCUGUGGUCUGUGGAUGGAGUUUGUUGUGUCCAGCACAGGCCAGUGAGGCUGAGUGGCAUUUAGCUUAAAGCUGCAUUGAUUAUAAAUAUCUCUGAGCAGCCACAUAGGAAUUUGGAGCUCAGUUCAGCUCAUCAUGGUCAGUUGUUCUUAAAUCACCAUAGAAAGUAUCAGGUGGGGUUUUAUUGAUUAUAUCAUAAUGGAUUAAAGUUAAAGCUGCAUCUUCAUUCUGC